This is a messenger RNA of Knipowitschia caucasica, 375 nucleotides long. NCBI's taxonomy places the organism in Eukaryota, Metazoa, Chordata, Actinopteri, Gobiiformes, Gobiidae. The record is from the annotation of a GenBank genome assembly.
AUGAGCAGAUGGGCCCCGUUUGGGAGUAAGGCUGCCGGUGUGGGGACGUACGGGACCAGGACGCACACCCGCACACUGGUACUGCUGCUGGUACUGCUGCUGGUACUGUCCCUGCCCCGGGUGGAGGGGGGCCAAGGCGCGCACAGGGACCGGCGGAGGCACGCACAGGUCGCGCUGGAUGGUUCGAAGCCAGUGGCGCAGGGAGGGAGAGGGGGGACCGGGGGGGCCCUGGGGAGGCACGCCAGGAGCUACAACCAUCUCCAGGGAGACAUCCGCAGGAGGAAGCUGUUCUCCUUCCAGAAGUUUUUCCUGAGGAUUGAUAGGAACGGGAAAGUCAACGGGACGAAGAGCAAAGACGAUCCUUUCAGUGAGUAA